UGGACUCGGCCGGGGUGGCGGGUCUGUGUCAGGUGAUCUGAGGCGAGGAGCCGCUGCCGCCCAACCGAAGCCGCAGCUGCUGCCGCCGCCGCCGCCAAGCCCGGAGGACAAGGAGGAGGACGGAGGAGAGGGGAGGAAAAUGCAAAAUGGCCUGCCGGCGGCAGCGGGACUGUGAGGAGCGGCUGCUCGGCGCGCCCUCCGCGGCCCUGACGAGCGGGAACCACGGCGAGCGGUGAAUUCCUCCCGCCUUCCCCGCCGCCAGCCCAGAGGCGCGCCCUGCUCGUCCAUCCCCUGGAGGGACAGCCAGACAUGGGGCUGUGCUACAGCCUGCGUCCGCGGCUCUUCGGCGAAGCCGGCACAGGAGGAGGAGGCGGCAGCAGCGGCGGCGGCGGCUCCCUCUCCAGCACCACCGCCACCGCCUCCGAGACGGAGCCACAGCCGUCGCCGCCACCGCCCACAGCCGAGCCCUUGACCCGGGCGCCGCCGCUCUUCGGAGUCCAGGCCAGGGGAGGAAGAGGAGGCAGCGCGGGGAAAAGAGGCAGCGGCGGCGAGGGGGAAGGCGCCGGCGGCAAGCCACGCAGGGGGGACUCGGCGGGAGACGGGCCGCUGGUGCUCCUGCAGAACGGAGGGGGAAAUGGGGCGGCUCCCCGGGAGAAAGAGAGCGAACGGCCGCCUGCUCAGGCCAAGCCAGGCGCUGGCUCCAUCGCCAAGCCCCAGACGCUGGCCUUGCAGAGGCCGUGGGAGAAGGUGCGCUUGGAGGAGCGGGAGGCGGAGAAGGAGGCGAGGCGAGUCAGCAAGAGCAUCGACCGGGUGCUCAAGGAGCAGAAGCGCGAAUACAAGCAAACGCACCGCCUGCUGCUGCUGGGAGCUGGUGAGUCAGGAAAAAGCACUAUUGUCAAGCAAAUGAGGAUCUUGCAUGUAAAUGGAUUUAAUUCAGAAGAAAAGAAGCAGAAAAUUCUGGAUAUUCGGAAAAAUGUAAAAGAUGCAAUUGUGACUAUAGUUUCAGCAAUGAGCACUUUAAUACCUCCAGUUCCAUUGGCCAACCAAGAAAACCAAUUCCGAGCAGACUACAUCAAGAGCAUAGCCCCACUUUCUGACUUUGAGUACACACCGGAAUUCUUUGAACAUGCAAAAAAGCUCUGGGACGACGAAGGAGUAAAGGCGUGUUUUGAGAGAUCAAAUGAAUACCAACUGAUUGAUUGUGCACAAUACUUUUUAGAAAGAAUAGACAGUGUCAGUAUGCCCGACUACACACCCACAGAUCAGGAUCUUUUAAGAUGCAGAGUUUUAACAUCUGGGAUUUUUGAAACAAGGUUCCAAGUAGAUAAAGUAAAUUUUCACAUGUUCGAUGUAGGUGGUCAGAGAGACGAAAGAAGAAAAUGGAUACAGUGUUUCAAUGAUGUGACGGCCAUUAUUUUCGUUGUGGCCUGUAGCAGCUACAACAUGGUCAUAAGAGAAGAUAACAACACCAACAGAUUACGGGAGUCUUUGGACCUUUUCAAAAGCAUCUGGAACAACAGGUGGCUACGGACCAUUUCUAUCAUUUUGUUCUUGAACAAACAAGAUAUGCUGGCUGAAAAAGUUUUGGCAGGGAAGUCUAGAAUUGAAGAUUAUUUUCCCGAAUUUGCACGUUACACUGUACCUGAAGAUGCAACACCAGAUGCAGGAGAAGAUCCCAAAGUUACAAGAGCAAAGUUUUUUAUCCGGGAUGAAUUUUUAAGAAUAAGCACAGCAACUGGAGAUGGAAAGCACUACUGCUACCCCCAUUUUACAUGUGCAGUUGACACAGAAAACAUCCGCAGAGUGUUCAAUGACUGUAGAGACAUCAUUCAGAGAAUGCAUCUUCGCCAGUAUGAACUAUUGUGAUUGAAAACACCCUAGAGCCUGUGGUUUUAAAAUCUUUUUCUUUCUAGACUUCCUCACAUAAAGCAGAGGAAAAUAUUGUAUAGAUACAUCUGCCUCCUCAGUUUGUUUACUUUGAUUACCAUUUCAACCCAGUUCAUACUUUUGGGGACAAUAUGUGUGCUUUAUUUUUUUUUAAUGCCACUUCUUUGUCAUUCCACUAAGGUCUUUGGCUACCUCUUGUUUCCUUACAUUUGGUUGCAUUUUUAAUUUUUUUAUUUGUAAUUGGGCACAACCUGCUAAUAUUUUUUUCCAGCGGGUUUGUUAGUUCAGGCUAGUAUCUGCUAGUUGGGUGACACCUAUAACAUGGGUGGGUUCCUUUUCUACCAUGACACUGAAGAGUACUUGAUAGAUGGGGGAAGUAUAAUGCACUUUGUUUCAGGUUUAUGAAAUACUGUUGAGGAUGUAUACAUGCGAGAUGUAGCAGCAUCACAAUAUUUAUUACACUGUCAGGAUUUUUAACAUAAUUGAGUUGCAGGUCAACUGAUGGAGUGACCUCCUCUUCUAAGCCAUUAUUGGCACAGGAAAUAGAGUAGAUAUUGAGGCACAGGGAAGAGAAGCAAUUUUUCUGCAGGUCUGGAGCUAAGAGUCUAUACACCUCAGGCAUUUGAAUUUAGAGCUACUUUUUCAGCCUAUUGCACCUAAGCAGAAAAUCCACCCUCACAUAUAUUGUUUCUUCUGUCCAGAAACGAUUGAACUAAUUUAGAUCAUUUUUGGACAACAGUCUUCUCCCAGUAUAUAAUAUAUAUAUAUUUUUUGUUUUACUGCUGGUUUAUUAUUAUAUUGUACAGACUGUAAAGUGUAAUAUUAUUUUGUACAAUUUUAUUGAAAAAAAUACUUGUAGAAGAUCUUUGUGCCUUGAUUAUGGCUGUACCUGUAAAAUGAGCUAAGAUGUAAGUAUGUUUUUGAUUGCGCUGUACAGCUUGAUGUCAACUUUACCUUCAGUCAUCACUGGAGGUAAAAAAAAAACCUCUGUAGAGUUUAGGGUUUUUCCUGGUUUAUAUAAAAAGAAAUGCUCUUUAGUAUAAAGAAGUUAUAAAUUAUGCAAAGUUAGAAAUUUAACUUUCCAAGUAAAUUAUUGCUGCCACCAGUAGUUGCAGCAACAUGCCUUUCUCUCAGUCUCAGCUUUAAAACUCUGAAAUUGAUUCAAGUUAUCCAAAUUGCAACCUGGUGUUUUUCAUAGAAAUCAAGGAUCUGGUUUUACUUUGCUUUUCUUUCUUUUCUUUUUAAAGUAUGCUUGGUAAUUCUUUGGUCAUUCAUAGACCUUUCACAAUUGGCUCAGAUUUUGACAUGUGUAAAAGCGCCAUUAGAUAAAGGCUCUUCAGUCUUUGUUGCAACAGCUGCUUUCAUUGUGCAAACUGCAAGAAGAAAAGGUAUAGUCCUUGUGUCUGGCCUAAGAGAAUUACAAGAUGACAUUUUUAUUUCUCUUAAUAAAGAGACCUUAGAAAAUGGUUGUAUUUUAAAUAUUGUA
Pogona vitticeps (central bearded dragon) is the source of this 3373-nucleotide messenger RNA. It is a transcript of the gene GNAL, whose product is annotated as G protein subunit alpha L. Gene Ontology annotation, cellular component: cytoplasm; heterotrimeric G-protein complex. Gene Ontology annotation, biological process: adenylate cyclase-activating dopamine receptor signaling pathway; sensory perception of chemical stimulus. Gene Ontology annotation, molecular function: G-protein beta/gamma-subunit complex binding; GTPase activity; GTP binding. The record is from RefSeq and is a predicted model, not a curated record. NCBI's taxonomy places the organism in Eukaryota, Metazoa, Chordata, Lepidosauria, Squamata, Agamidae.